Molecule: messenger RNA, 246 nt
Organism: Cordyceps fumosorosea ARSEF 2679
Lineage: Eukaryota; Fungi; Ascomycota; Sordariomycetes; Hypocreales; Cordycipitaceae
Product: Proteinase inhibitor I78
Exons: 2
Coding region: 1-246 (81 amino acids)
Source: RefSeq, a predicted model, not a curated record
AUGCCUCUCGUCCUCCCCAACCAGAACCCAGGCCCCUCCACCAAGACGGAGGAGUGGCAGAACAAGCUCGUCGGCAAGACGCUGAAUGAGACGGCUACAAACGAGACGAACUUUUGCAAGCGCGACCUUCCCGAGUUCACGCGCAUCAUCAAGCCCGGCUCGGUCAUCACCAAGGACUUGAGGGAAGAUCGUCUCAAUGUUCACGUUGAAGAGGAUGGCGUUGUCACGCACGUCUACCACGGAUAG